AUGGAUAUAGAUCAGUGUAUGCUAGUGAAAGAAUUGAAUUUAAAUUGGAUUAAAAAUAUGCAUGAAAUUGAAAGACUCACAUACAUAUACCAAGUAUUACUGGGAGGCUUAUAUAUUGUAGUGCUUUCUGGGUUAGCUAUCGUUUUAUAUCGAGGCUUUAUAUAUCCCGGGUAUAUUGUGAAAGGCGAUGAAGUAUAUAUAGUAGAUUAUUCAAAGCCAGCAUCAUCAGUAUAUGAGAGAAGAGAAAGAAAAAUCAUGAAAUGGAAGUAUAUCAGGUUGCUUGCAUUCUUUUCUAUUAUUUUUCUAGUUAUGACAGGGAUGGUUAUAGAGUUAAUAACUUCUAGGUCAAAUAAUGAAUUGGCGGCAAUAGAAAAAAGCAUUAUAGAUAUGGAAGACCGUAUGAAAACAUACAGUACUCCAGACACUGAGCUGAUUUCCAGAAGUGCUAGAUCUGUUGCAAGCGAGUAUAGAACGAUAAAGCUGGACAAGUACUUCCCAAACCAAUACAAAGACCAUGUGUUAACAGCAACUCAUCUAGUGCAUAUCUCACCAGGAGCAGCUAGGCCCAUUGCUAGGUAUCCAAUUAAUGAAGAAUUUUUGAUUAGACUGAAAGUCACUGCGCAGUCUUUAGAAUUCUCAAAAUUAAUUAACAAGCAUCCUCUUUUCAACAAUAAUCUUUAA
Molecule: messenger RNA, 681 nt
Organism: Nematocida ausubeli
Lineage: Eukaryota; Fungi; Microsporidia
Exons: 1
Coding region: 1-681 (226 amino acids)
Source: RefSeq, a predicted model, not a curated record